AUGCGGUGUUGAUUCCUGCAGAGCUGUAGUCGUAGCGCAAGCGAGGACAAACACAAUGGCUGAGAAUGAUGUUGACAAUGAGCUGCUCGAUUAUGAGGAAGACGAGGAACCUCAGGGAGCCCCCGAGAGUGCAGCCCCCACAGGCAAGAAGGAGGUGAAGGGUUCUUAUGUUUCCAUUCACAGUUCUGGUUUUAGGGAUUUCUUGCUCAAACCAGAGCUGCUCCGUGCCAUUGUCGACUGCGGUUUUGAGCAUCCAUCCGAAGUGCAGCAUGAAUGCAUCCCUCAAGCCAUCCUGGGCAUGGAUAUUCUGUGUCAGGCAAAAUCUGGUAUGGGCAAGACUGCUGUGUUUGUGCUGGCCACACUGCAGCAGAUUGAACCAGUGGAUGGACAGGUGUCAGUAUUGGUAAUGUGCCACACACGAGAGUUGGCCUUCCAGAUCAGUAAAGAGUAUGAGCGUUUCUCCAAGUACAUGCCCACAGUAAAAGCAGCAGUGUUUUUUGGUGGUCUGGCCAUCAAGAAAGAUGAGGACGUCUUGAAAAAGAACUGCCCUCACAUUGUUGUUGGAACACCAGGCCGCAUCCUUGCUCUCAUCCGCAAUAAGACACUCAGCUUAAAGAACGUCAAACACUUUGUCCUGGAUGAGUGUGACAAGAUGUUGGAGCAGCUAGACAUGAGACGAGAUGUGCAGGACAUAUUCAGGCUCACGCCCCACGAAAAGCAGUGCAUGAUGUUCAGCGCUACCCUAAGCAAAGAUAUCCGGCCAGUCUGCCGCAAAUUCAUGCAGGAUCCAAUGGAGGUGUUUGUGGAUGAUGAGACCAAACUGACGCUCCACGGCCUGCAGCAGUAUUACUGCAAACUCAAGGACAGUGAAAAGAACCGCAAACUCUUCGAUCUGCUUGAUGUGUUGGAGUUCAACCAGGUGGUGAUCUUUGUUAAGUCAGUUCAGCGCUGCGUGGCUCUGUCUCAACUUUUGGUGGAACAGAAUUUCCCUGCCAUCGCCAUCCACAGAGGAAUGGCUCAGGAGGAGAGGCUGUCUCGCUAUCAGCAAUUUAAAGACUUCCAAAGGCGGAUCCUGGUGGCCACUAACCUCUUUGGCCGAGGAAUGGACAUCGAGCGAGUCAACAUUGUCUUCAACUAUGACAUGCCAGAAGAUUCCGACACCUAUUUGCACAGGGUUGCCCGUGCUGGCAGGUUUGGGACCAAAGGCCUGGCGGUCACCUUCGUGUCUGACGAGACUGACGCCAAGACUCUGAAUGACGUGCAGGAUCGCUUUGAGGUUAAUGUGGCUGAGCUUCCAGAGGAGAUUGACAUCUCCACCUACAUUGAGCAGUCCAGAUGAGUGCCCUGAAGAAGUUUCUCCUCUAUGUGAUUCUGUCCUUUUUUGGAAGGAAGCCCACUUCACUGUUUAUUUCAAAGCUCAGCCUCUUGAUGUUGAAAAAUUUUAAAUGUCCUUUUGGAAGGGGGCGGGGGGGGGGAUAAUUACCUUUUACCGUGGAAGCUUUUUAUGAUAUGCCAAUUCGCUGUUGCUUUUGAGAGGCUUUUUUUUUCUUUUCUUUUUUUUUAAAUCACUAAUAUUCAUUCGUCUCGAAAUAAAGUAGAGCUUUAGAAAAAGAAAUGUCUAGGAAAAGGGUUAGUUUUGAGUGACGCCUGAAGGUGAAUUUUGUUUCCAUUUGUGACCAAGACGUCAAAUUAUGUGCAGACCAGUUUUGUGAUUCAUUUCCCCCCUCUUUUUAUACAUAGGAAGUUGCUUCGUCGGUGCACAAGUGUUGAGUAAUGAGUAGUCGACUAAUUAGAACUCCAGAAGGGAAAACUUCGGCUUUACGUGGCAGCUCCUUCUUAACCGUAAAUGUGGUUUUCAAAAAGAACUGCUGAUCAUCAAUUUGAAUAGAAAUGGAUCUCCUGUUCCGUGUUUUGACGUUAAAGUAAUGGUUUGUAUCUCUACAGGCUUUAUCUGGCUUCUAAUUGUUUAUAAAAUAAAACCACAAAAACAACGCUGUCGUUUUAAUGAUGUCUGUGUUAAAGAGAACGGGGAGACAGGACAAGACAUUGAACUCAGUACAGUGUAUUCACACAUCAUAGACUUUAAUGGACCGUUGCAUGCGGCCUGUGGCACCGAUAACUAUUCUGAUGUGUCUGGUGAAUCCUCCGCUGGAAAAAAUGCCUUCCUAAAUGGGGGGGGGGGAGGGAAGUAUGCAGCCGGUUUUAUAAAUCCUCUUGAUUAUGGAAGACAACUAUUACUGUUACUACUCGCUGACUAGUGGACUCAGUGUGAACAUUUGCUCUAUUAAGGAGAAAUUGCUAAAUCGGUCGUCUUGUAGGCAAUCGCCUGGAGCAGAAAGACUUGUGUGAAACAUUUAUUCAUAUGGUAGAAAUGGAUCAAAUCCAGGACGAUGCAACCACACAUGGGUUCCCCCUCCCCGAGUCCCGUCACGUAUCCUAGAAAGUCAAAUCUAAAAUGCACAACAAAACAAAAACAAACUUGACACAACUACAAACUGGAACAACAGACUUUUAAGGACCGUCAUGACUUCAACAUGGCACUCGGGACGCUCACCGAGAAGCUAACCCCCCCCCCCCACGGUGCUCAGUGCUAGCUGCUACACGUGGUCUAGCUCGGCAUGUAGUAAAUGGAUUGGCCCUUACACAGCACAUACACCUAACACAUGAGUAAUGAGGCAUCUGUACAUAGCUGCUCUAUAGUGUCCUGGGACACAAACUACAGUUAGUUCACCACAACCACAGCGUCUAUAUA
This is a messenger RNA of Lampris incognitus (smalleye Pacific opah), 2752 nucleotides long. It is a transcript of the gene ddx39ab, whose product is annotated as DEAD (Asp-Glu-Ala-Asp) box polypeptide 39Ab. Gene Ontology annotation, molecular function: ATP binding; RNA helicase activity; RNA binding. Gene Ontology annotation, biological process: mRNA export from nucleus; mRNA splicing, via spliceosome. Bases 56 to 1339 code for a protein of 427 amino acids. The record is from RefSeq and is a predicted model, not a curated record. The transcript is spliced from 10 exons. NCBI's taxonomy places the organism in Eukaryota, Metazoa, Chordata, Actinopteri, Lampriformes, Lampridae.